AUGAAUCGAAGUCGAGAGGAUAUGAUGGUUGGGAAAGGUGCGGAGAAACGAUUCAUCGCCGGUACAAAAGAGAAUAUUUCGAGUGAUGAGGGAUCGUCAUCCUCAUCAACAAGUACAACCUCGAGUGAAGAGGAUGACGAUGACGAUAACGAACCGGCAGCUUACCGUCGAAAGAAACUGAAGAAUCGCAAGGAUGAUGAUGGACUGCCGACCGAAGGAAUUCCAUUAUCACCAGAUGCAAAUGCUGAAGAUGUAUCGUCUGAUGACACUAGUUCAGAGGGUGAGGCCGAGGUUGCAGAUGGUGAGGAGAAUAAUAAUGGUUACGUUGAAAAGAAGAGGGCAUCUGAUAAGAAUGAUAAGGAACGAGAUGGCGGUGAUAAUGGAACGGUCAGUGAUAACGACAGCAAUGGUGAAGGUGAUUAUGUGGAUAACGGAGAUGAGGAGGAGAAUGAGAGUGAUGAAGAUAAGGUUUGUGAAAUUGUUGGUUCGGUGGUGUUUUGCUUUAAUGGAUCGGUGGAAUGGAUUGCGUGA
Messenger RNA from Anisakis simplex (herring worm), 531 nucleotides. NCBI's taxonomy places the organism in Eukaryota, Metazoa, Nematoda, Chromadorea, Rhabditida, Anisakidae. The record is from the annotation of a GenBank genome assembly.